GUGAUUUCCCACCGAUGAUUUUCUUCCGAUUUCAAAAAAAAACUCGGGUUUCGGAGAUAUUUCGGGUGGUUUCACACGCCCGCGGGGAAUUUUUUCCCGCCACACACACACCAGAGGACACACACACAAACACCCUUCACGCACGCAACGAAAGACGCACACGCGAUCCGGGCACAUGGGUCGCCCAAAGGGUAAGCGCAGGCUGCCAAGGAACGCCGACGGCACGAUUCGGAAGGCCCCUUCGCCCCCUGCAGACCCUGCUGUAGGCAACGACUCUCCUCCUUCUUCCGACCAUGAAGGCGCCAAUAUUUCUCCCAUGCACACCAACGACCACGACGACGACUGGCCCCACCGCCGUUCUCAUCGGCCUGCCGAAAGGAGGAAAGCAGCUUCUCAUGGAGAUGGGGCUGUGGGAAGGCGAGCCAACCCUACGCGAUCACGAGUGCAGCGCGUGCAGGGCGGAAAAGGCGGCAACAAGGCAAGCCAUUACCGCCUUCAACCGCGGUGGAGAGGGGCGGCAGCAGGUGGUGGACAACACGGGGCAGGGAGAGGAGGACGGCGGAGAGGACGGGGACUCGGGUGGGAGCGGGGCAGCUGGUGAAGCAGGCAAGAGGCGUCGCUGCUGCGUCGUGCGCGUUCUGUCUGAGCUCAAGGCGUUCAGGGAGGAGCUCAACAUGGUUGAGAAGCUCUUCAAGGCACACGGGCACCUGUGCAUCUUCUUGCCGAAGUACCACCCAGAGCUCAACGCAAUCGAGCGAUACUGGGGGUACAUCAAGCACCUCCUCCGCCUCCACUGCGAGUAUUCCCUUCGCCACAUGCUCCAGGUCUUGCCCGGCGCGUUGAGCGGCGUACCCGCACGGUUUAUCCGCGCAUGGAGCAGGGUGACGUGGCUGUACAUCGAAGCCUACGACGAGGGCCUGGAGGACUACCUCGAGUACCGCGAUCUCAAGGAGUGGGGGAAGCACCGAGAAGCCACCGCCAGGGGAGAUGCCGUGAUUCAGGCGAGGGGGGCGGGGAAGACGCCGGAGCAGAAGAAGGCAGCCGAGGCGAAGGCGCUUGCGGCUGCGCAGGAAGUGCGCAAGAAGUCGAUGGCAGCGACCAGGGAAGCCUUCAACACGUGGACGAGCAAGAGAGCCUCCCGGAAGGAGCAGCUACGGCUGUGGAUUUUGCGCAACACGAUGAAUUUUUUGAGGGAAUCAUUUAAUGGUUGGGCGGGCACGUUCAGGCGUGAGUGGGGAGGGUACGUAUCUAUAUGUCGCAGUGUGUUGUGUUGGUUUUUCGCGUUUAGGCGCGGUAGAGGCUUGCUUCAUGGUCACCAACUCAACGCUAUAGCUGUCUCUCUUGGUAUCGGACUUGCUUAGAGAGAACGGAUGUGAUUGCUGCAUGCUUUGUUUGCAGCACCUUCACCAGCCAGGGGUUGAGUAGAAAGUAAACGGCGGUAUUGUAUGUAUGUAUGUACAUAUGUAACGUGUAAAUAAUGUAAAUAUGGAUUGACAACGGUUUAACUGAUGUUUGUUCUGAAGGCAUAUACGUGUAGAAGGGAGGGGUUGAGGGGGGGUCGUGGUGUACUUUGGGGGCUCCGU
This is a messenger RNA of Ectocarpus sp. CCAP 1310/34, 1583 nucleotides long. NCBI's taxonomy places the organism in Eukaryota, Phaeophyceae, Ectocarpales, Ectocarpaceae. The record is from the annotation of a GenBank genome assembly.